UCAUUCCUUGGUACUGCGUAUUUUCUUUGCAGGAGCCCUGCCGGCGGCGGGAGUAAAAUAGUAGUCCAAUUGCUCAUUUCUUCUUCUCGAAUUGAUAUGUACUAUUAUUAUUAAAGGAAAAGGUUUUUUUUUUAUUUAUUCGAAAAGAAAAGUCAAUGGGUUGCACCAGCUCCAAGCUCGACGACUUGCCGGCGGUGGCCCUCUGCCGGGAGCGUUGCGCUUUCUUGGACGAAGCCAUCCACCAGCGCUACGCCAUGGCCGAGGCUCACGAAGCUUAUCUCCACUCCCUUCAAUCAGUCGGUGCCUCGCUGCACCGCCUCUUCAAUCUGGAUCUCGAUGCUUCUUUUUCUUCUUCCGAUGGACCCCCCUCCUCUCCCCCUCUCAAAGCCGACAUCAAGCCCCCUCACGCUCACGCUGCCGUUUAUCAUCACCACUCCAGCUCUGGCUCCCACCUUCACUUCCACUCCGAUUCAGAAGACGACGACGAAUGUUCCCAUAGCGACUCUUUGCACCACCACCACCACCACCAAGCUUUGGGACAGCUUCUUCCAAGAUGUUGCACGCAUUUACUCCUUCCUUGUUUGUGUUGUCAUCACAACCUUCUACAUCAAAAGGUGCCGGAGGUGACAAGUCUGAUCCUGCUUUAUUUAAUGUAGAAGGAGAAGUAAGUUCUUUAAGGUCCAAAAGUCUUUCUUCUACCUUACAAAAGCUCUAUCUUUGGGAGAAGAAACUAUAUGAAGAAGUUAAGGUUGAGGAGAAAAUGCGGGUAAUUCAUGAUAAGAAAAGUCAAAGAUUGAAGCGACUAGCUGAAAAGGGUGCUGAGACUCACAGAGUAGAUGUGACAAGAACUCUGGUUAGGAGCCUUUCAACAAAAAUCCGAAUUGCAAUUCAAAUUGUUGAUAAGAUUUCUGAGAAGAUAAAUAAAUUGAGGGAUGAAGAGUUGUGGCCCCAACUUAAUGAAUUCAUACUAGGGUUAACCAAGAUGUGGAAAUCCAUGCUUGAGUGCCAUCAGAAUCAGUGCCAUGCAAUUGUGGAAGCCAAACGAUUGGAUGCCAUUGCACAUAAAAAACAGUUUAGUGAUGCUCAUCUGGAAGCCACUUUGCACCUUGAGCACGAUCUCCUAAACUGGACUCUAAGGUUCUCUUGCUGGAUAAGUGCCCAGCGAGGUUAUAUCAGAGCACUGAAUCACUGGCUUAUGAAAUGCCUACUUUACGUUCCUGAAGAAACACCUGAUGGAAUAGUUCCAUUCUCUCCUGGUAGAAUAGGUGCUCCCCCUGUGUUUGUUAUCUGUAAUCACUGGGCACAAUCGUUGGAAAGGUUGUCUGAGAAAGAAGUUGUGGACAGUAUGCGUGAUUUUUCCACAAAUGUCCUUCACCUGUGGGAACGAGAUAAGCUAGAAAUGCGCCAUAGAGUGAUGAAUGAUAAUAAUAUGGAGAGAAAGAUGAAGAACCUUGAAAGGGAGGAUCAGAAGAUAAAAAAAGGGAUUUCCGCAUUAGAAAGAAAGAUUUUGGCUUCUGGGGAGGAAAAUGCUCUGUCGAUGAUGAGCAAGCAGGCCAUUUACCAGAAUGACACUUGCAAAAAUAGUAGCCUUCAGGCUGGUCUACAUCAUAUCUUUGAGGCCAUGGAGAGAUUUGCUGCAAACUGCUUGAAAGUGUACGAGGAGUUGUUGCAGCGCAUUGAAGAGGAUAAUCUUGCGCAUGAGCACAACAGAGAGUCAUAGCUAUAUGUAUGCCUUCAGAAGAGUUUGGAAAGACCAUUUUUGGGUAUCAAAGUAACUUCAGCAGAUGCUUUCAUUGUAAAUCAAAUGGAGUAUUGUAACUCUUGUCUUUUUUCGGCUAACUAUAUCAUAUCAUGGGUGCCUGGCAGCUUGGUCUUUUUUUUAUUCCUUUCCUUUCCGCUGCUUGCCUGAAGAAUUGAUUUGAUCCUCAGGUCUUCAAUCAUGAGUUCCCUUCAGUGGUUCGCAAGCAGUGGCAUGCACACCUUUGGACGGGCCAGGGAAGUUUUUCCUACAAAAUUUGAAACUAGCAAAACAUGAACAGAACUUCCCGGCCUGAUGAAUACAGCUCCCUCCCUACCUGAAUGCAACUCCACCAGUUUUUCCUUUGGUUUUCUUCUUCCGAACUUCCCUAUGGUCGUGUGUGAUGCUAAAUUUGUUUCAUGUAAUUGAAAGGUAAAGUUUUCCUUUCGAGUAGAGUCUAGAUUCAGUUUAUAAUUUUCUUGCUUAUUGAACUUGUACAGUUUUUUUUUUUAAUUAGCUAACUGAAACAUCUUUAGCGAUUUAUAAUGUUUAUGUAAUAAUGUGUUAGGAAUAUAGAGCCUAGUUAUAAUGUCUUACAAAUGUACUCCUCCGUAGGUUGGUUGGGCUCAAGAAGCAUAUAUGACAAUAAAUUUGGGAUGCUUUG
Cuscuta campestris is the source of this 2402-nucleotide messenger RNA. Lineage: Eukaryota; Viridiplantae; Streptophyta; Magnoliopsida; Solanales; Convolvulaceae. The record is from the annotation of a GenBank genome assembly.